Paraphaeosphaeria sporulosa is the source of this 3084-nucleotide messenger RNA. RefSeq lists its product as uncharacterized. The record is from RefSeq and is a predicted model, not a curated record. Lineage: Eukaryota; Fungi; Ascomycota; Dothideomycetes; Pleosporales; Didymosphaeriaceae. Bases 80 to 2980 code for a protein of 966 amino acids. Gene Ontology annotation, biological process: protein stabilization; telomere maintenance via telomerase. The transcript is spliced from 4 exons. Gene Ontology annotation, cellular component: cytosol. Gene Ontology annotation, molecular function: telomeric repeat DNA binding; Hsp90 protein binding.
CCAGUCAACUACCUUCGAGCGUAUCGUCACUCAAGAUCCAACUUUGCACUGAUUCGAUAUCAGCCAUGAUCACGGCAACAUGGACGACUUCCUUAAACCAGUCUCCACCACGAAGUUGAAGCGUACCCAAAAUGCAAAGCCUUUAUUGCAAGAGAUUGGGAGCAGUGAAAAACGCAAAAGCAGCGUGGUCAUCGAAUCUCCGGAAAAGGCUCUAAUAUUACUGAAGGACCAGCCAGACUUUGAGUCAGUCGAGAGUGUACUCGGUUACCUCGUAGCCGAGACCGAACGUGCGGAUGGAUUUCACCUCAUACUCCCGGAACCAGUCGCAGCAAACAUCGUAUUUCAAUUCGUCAAUACGACACUGCUAGACUACUGGCAUAUCUUGAAAGAAAGAAAAAUACAGUUGCAUCAAUUGGUCAGGUGUUUGCGAAAUCCGUGCGGUAUUGGAAAUGUCAUCACACGGCUGCGGUCGCUGACGGCAGACUGUCAUCAAAAUAAGGCCGUCGGCGAGACGCGAGAUUCUGCAUCUCAUAUUGUAGAUCUCCUCGACGUCUUAGAGAAUUUGUUGCAGAGUGAACAGUGCUUGACCCAGGUGUGGACUGAUAUCAAUACACACGGGAAAAAUGCAUCGCAAAAGAAGAUGAUGUGGAAAGAAUUCGUCACACAAGUUGCUUCCGGACUGGUAAUCUCGCUCGCAGCGGAAGCCGAAGAUGUACUAAAAGAGAAGGAAGUGCCUCGAACGGCGAGCUGGCUGGCGGACGGCAGCGGGUACGCGACAUGGCUAGGUCGCAACGUUGCCAACCUGAGCGCAACAGAGCCCAAUGAGGAGUCAAUCUUCAUGGUCGCAGAGGUUUACAGCAAAGCACUAUUCUUGGGCUACACCGAUCAAAUUGUUCGCUCGAUGCUGCUGGUCGUGAUAGCGAGGGACUCUGUUACCGCUUAUGCGUCAGUGUUUCAGAAGAUGAAAGCAUUCGAACAGCGCAAAUAUCUCAAUGCAAAUAUAAGUGUCCUAGCCAAGCACUACCUCAACAAGGUCGCCGAAAACACUGAAGCCUCCCCGUCUGAGAGCUCCCCACUGCUUGCCGGUGUCACUGCCCUGAUUGGCAAGUUGGUCGGAGACAGUGAUAUACUGAAGGAGCAUCUGAUCACAUCCCUAAUUAAGCCUACAAUACCCGCGCUGGAUGAUUCGCUUGCUACUCGGAGGUGCGUCAUCGCUGUCAUUGCGAGGGAUGAAGAUCAAUUACAUACGCUACUUGAAAAUAGCCUCAAAACUUUUGGGGAUUCCUACUACAUAAAACAUACAUCUAUUAUGCAACAAGAAGCUCUUUCUCAGACUAUCGCGAUAACAUGCGGUUAUGUCCAGCGCUCGCAACCGAUGUUCCUCACAAUGAUGGCUAAAUCGAGCUACCAUACCUCUGGCAUGUCCAAUAGGAUCGGCUCCUCGUCAUCACGAGCCCGGUUCCUAGGUAUAGCAGUAGGCAUGGCCAUUUCAAAAAUGGUCGAUAAACCAGAAACACAACUCAAGUUCGACCUUGAAGGUGACGAAGCUGCGGAAGCGCAAUGGUAUCAACGCCUCACUCGGGUUGAUGACAAGCUUGGAAAGAUCAGCGAUCUAAUAGUUCAAGAGAAGAAACCAAGCAAAACACCAGUCCGGAAGAGUGCCUCUAAGCUUGUCGCCAACAACACCACGAAGCCCUCCAUCACCGAGAUCCAAGGCCCUCGCAUCGUCGAGGUACUCUCAGACGAUGAAGACGAUGAUGACCUCGUCCCGUACUCGAAACCCGAUUCCGACCCCGAAGAUGAGACCGACGACCCUACAGAAAUUAAUCGAAACAAAGCUACAGCUCCCGUCUAUAUCCGAGACCUAAUCGUCGGUCUGCGUGACACAGAGAACUACGACAGGCACGCUUUGGCACUAUCCACGGCCGCGUCGCUCAUCCGCCGCAAAGCCAAUUUCGGCUCAGAGGUGCUCGAUCACAUCGAGGAGCUGGCCACCAUUCUCGCUGGGCUGAACGACAGCUUCGAACUGGAGAAGUUUGCGGAACAGAAACAGCAAGCGCUCAUAGCAGUAUUGUUGGCCAAGCCUGCAGCAAUGGCGUCCUGGUUUGCCCGCAGCUUCUUCUCGGGUGACUACUCCCUCACGCAGCGCACUGCCAUCCUCACGACCCUCGGUCUCGGCGCCCGCGAACUCGCCGGCCUAAAAGACGACGCCACAGAAGCACUCACACCACCUGCCUCUAGCUUCCCAAGCAAGCAACUUCCCCCACACCUCCACGCCCUCUACACCUCCAACUUCGUCCCGUCAGCCCCACUAGCACGCCUUGCAUCCAGCAUGACGAAACAGUUUCUCUCCCCGCUCGCCGCCCAAGCCGCCGAUGCCCUCACCGGACCAUCCAUCCUCAAAGUCGGCCAGUCCCGCACCUUCAGCUCCCGCAUGGAGGUGGAGGCGCGCCGCUCCAAGCCAAUCCCCAACGCACUGUCACAACUCGUCGCGGACAACUUCUUCUUCCCGCUGACAGGCCGCUGGUGGCUCGCCGCGCGCGCAUCCGCGUCGGCAUCGUCCUCGAUAUAUACGUCUGUCCACCUGCUGCCAGCGUUCCUGCACACGCUGGCGCUACUAAUGCACGCGUCUGGCCCGAACACGCUCGCUCUGCCGCAGAUGACGCGCGAGAUGUGGGAGCUGCUGCUGGCGUGUCGGGGGCAUGCGGUGGGUGACAAGAGGGUGUUGUCGGCGGUGUUGUUUGCGCUGUUGAUGCUACUGGAGACGAAUGCGGAUAAGGAGCGGUUGGCGACGGAGCAGGGGAGGGAGCUGAUGGAGACGCAGGAGUGGGUUAGGGGAGUGUUUGAAGGGCUGCCUGGUGGUAAGGAGGGGCAAGAGGAUGAGCGGGUCAGGGUGCUGGCUGCGGGGGUGGUGGUGAGGUGUCAGGAGGUGGUGGAGAAGUAUCAACGGAGGUUGGUGGGGAGUAUGCUGGACUAUUGAUGCGGUUAUGUUCCUGGCGGCGUUAGUUAGAAGUCGAGAGGAUCUGUGUGGUUCUCUGGAAUGGCAGCUGCUGCAAAUAUCCUCAUUCCAUAUUUGCAACACGC